Molecule: messenger RNA, 333 nt
Organism: Colletotrichum truncatum
Lineage: Eukaryota; Fungi; Ascomycota; Sordariomycetes; Glomerellales; Glomerellaceae
Molecular function (GO): DNA binding
Source: RefSeq, a predicted model, not a curated record
AUGGGCCAGUAUACGGAAACAGAAGUCAAUCAAGCUCUCAAUGCAGUUGCAAGUGGGCAGAGUGUCCGAAAGGCAGCUCAUGAUGCUGGAAUUCCACCAUCAACCCUCCAGUCUCGAUUAAAGGGUUCACAGGCAAGAAAUGUAGCUUUCUCUAGCUUCCAGAAGCUAUCUCCAGCACAGGAAAGUCACUUAGCUGAAUGGGUGCGUAUCCAGGCGGCGUUAGGGCUGCCGCCAACACAUCAACAACUCAAGGAAUUUGCCCAGCGAAUCCUAGACAUCAGAGGCACUACCCAGCCACUUGGGAGAAACUGGAUGUUACGACCCGACAGUUAA